Suillus paluster is the source of this 384-nucleotide messenger RNA. RefSeq lists its product as uncharacterized. The transcript has a single exon. Bases 38 to 259 code for a protein of 73 amino acids. The record is from RefSeq and is a predicted model, not a curated record. Lineage: Eukaryota; Fungi; Basidiomycota; Agaricomycetes; Boletales; Suillaceae.
CAGAUUUAUCUGAUCCCACAUCACAUCCUUACAAACAAUGCAUUGCUCCUUCAUGCUCGCCGUCAUUGCUGCUUUGACGGUGUCAAUAGCAGCCAUGCCCUUUGACAUCCGCAGUGAAGAUGAUAAAUGUCCCGACUAUUGCACGUAUCUCAACUGCUGCCCUAAGCAUGUAUGCGUGGCGGGAAUGCCAGAACAUAAUGAAGUGUGUAUAAGUAGUUUGCGUUUUGGAUUUAACCCAUAUGACUCAUCGGCGUGGUAGGAGCUCGUCUGGGUAUGUGCGUAUCCGUCGUGAGUGGCAUGUCGCGACGGUGAACUACAGUCAGUCAGUGUUCCUGCUUUCGCAUCGGUGCAAUAUGGUUAAUGGCACGACGCAUUACUUACUAG